Aspergillus welwitschiae is the source of this 351-nucleotide messenger RNA. RefSeq lists its product as uncharacterized. The record is from RefSeq and is a predicted model, not a curated record. Lineage: Eukaryota; Fungi; Ascomycota; Eurotiomycetes; Eurotiales; Aspergillaceae. Bases 1 to 351 code for a protein of 116 amino acids. The transcript has a single exon.
AUGGAACGAGAUGUUGUGGACACUGCAGGCAUUGAACUCGGAGUGUAUGUAAAGCCCUUGCCAGAUGAAGGAGAAUGUGAGCUGCUGGGCCGAAUAGCGCUGGAGGAAUUUGCGGCUGCGGAUGGCUGGUUCGGCAUGGAUGGCUUUCCCGUGGUUAUAGAAGAUGAGGAGUCAGCGACAGAUGCAGAUACGGAUACCGAGGAGGAUGGUAUCACUAGUGUUGAGGUGGAUGUCGACGAGGGAGUAGUGUUUCCCAACGAGAUGGCCCGAGUGCCUGACAUUGCGGGGGCAGAAUUGGAUACUGAGACGGGGAAUGUUGCCGAUGGCACGGUUGAUGCAGAGCUGGUCUGA